Molecule: messenger RNA, 330 nt
Organism: Parnassius apollo (apollo)
Lineage: Eukaryota; Metazoa; Arthropoda; Insecta; Lepidoptera; Papilionidae
Source: the annotation of a GenBank genome assembly
AUGUUAUCUUCAUUAGAUUUAGAAAGGCUAAUUACAGAGAAAAAACUUGAAAUAGAGAAGGAGAAAACUGUUUUGGGUUUGAUGCCGUCUUUAUCAUAUAAAAAUGUAGAAGAAAACAAAGAGAAUAAUAACACACGGACGGAGAACAAAGAGAAUAAUAACACACGGACGGAGAAGACAGUGAACUUUUCGAAUGGGGUUUUACCGGAGCGUUCAAUGAAACCGAAUGAGAAGUUUCAAGAAAACCCGCAGAGAACCUUCACCGAGUUUGAUGAAGAAAUACCUCCGGAUUUGGAGAGAUAUAUACGGGUGAGCGAUCUUCUUGCAUGA